Chara braunii is the source of this 1350-nucleotide messenger RNA. Lineage: Eukaryota; Viridiplantae; Streptophyta; Charophyceae; Charales; Characeae. The record is from the annotation of a GenBank genome assembly.
GACUUGUCGUGCUUGACGACCGCAAGUACGUCAAGUGGGCAGAUGAUCUAGGAGAUGUAUCGAUGUUCCCUUCGAUGAAGGRGAAUGUCGAAGCAAGGAGAAUAAAGAUGAGUAAAGCAAUAAAGCCGGUUAGGAGCCAGAGCAUCAAGAUAAUCUUUGAGGGGGAUAUCACGACCACACCCAUAAGGGUGGCAGCCACCAAGUCGGCACGAGGGACWACAUCGAAGAAGACUGACACGGAUUACGUGAUGACGGAGAAGRACGGGCAGCGGGUCGAUGGAGAGGAGGUUAUCCUUUCGCCGCGAAGAAGGGGAGUGAAGAAGUUCUUAAUGAAGAGUUCGCUGGACGAGAUUGACACAGUCGAGCCACUGAGGCGGGCCCUUCGGCAACCCAUGCAGUGCUCUAUUCUGGAGUACCUGGCGGCAUCGAAGCMGGCUCGUGAUGAGUUACAGAUGAUCACGCGGAAGACUCGCAUACCUCUAUCGGAGGGGGAUAUGGGGGCCCCUAAGGCGGAAGCUUCUACAGUAACAGUAACGGGGGUGACUGCUAGAGCGGAUCGCAUGGCGAGAGUCCUUCUCGAUGGAAUGGAAGGUGUGCCUCCAGACAAGUUUUAUAUACCUGGUAGCGGGGCCGUGGAGACGAUUAUAAACGAUGGAGCGGUACUCGAUGCUGUGAUCGAUAACGGCAGUGAGGCUGUCAUCAUAGACGAGGACCUGGCAGUAGGGGUUGGACUGGGCCGCGACAGGUCAUACAUGUUCGAGAUAGAGACGGCUGAUGGGAGAAAGCAACAGAUCAUUGGGGUUUGUCACAAGGCAGCCAUAGAAGUCCAAGGAGUGAGAGUGACCCUGCCUGUUUUUGCGGUCAAGAACUGCAGCUCCGACCUGCUCUUGGGUCGAAUGUGGCUGAGCCACGUGCAUGCGGUGACGAUAGAGCGACCUGAUGGGAGCCAAACAUUGUCCAUUAGGAAGCCUGACGGGACACGGGUGAUGAUUGAGACAGUGGAGCCUCGGGACCCGAGGAACAGAGCAGCUCUCGCUGUGGGUGCAAGACCCAGUUAUCAGAUUAGUUCUUUACCCAUCUCCGGCCGCGCGGUGCGAUUUCGCGAGAAGAGAUAUGGACCACUGCUCACAGAGGAAGAAGGUCGGAUCGUGGAGGUGGAAGAUUUAGGAAGCCGACUAAUAGUGGAUGGCAACUCGUACCCAAAGGAAAAAGAGGAGGAAUUUGGCGGUGUGGUAUCCGUGUCUUUUUUAAGGGCACGGCCCCAUAUGGGGGGCUACCCAAGCGACACAAGCGAGUAGCUCAAAAAGUUAAGCCAGCGGCGGUGGGCCGAAAGCGAUCGGCACUGGAAGG